Messenger RNA from Pteronotus mesoamericanus, 4134 nucleotides. RefSeq names its product synaptogyrin 1 (gene SYNGR1). Gene Ontology annotation, cellular component: neuromuscular junction; synaptic vesicle membrane. The transcript is spliced from 4 exons. The record is from RefSeq and is a predicted model, not a curated record. Lineage: Eukaryota; Metazoa; Chordata; Mammalia; Chiroptera; Mormoopidae. The coding region runs from base 54 to 908 and encodes 284 amino acids.
GCACGGGCUGGCGGCGCGCGCCAAGCGGGGGGCACCGUGCGGGUGCAGGCACGAUGGAAGGGGGUGCGUACGGAGCGGGCAAAGCCGGGGGCGCCUUCGACCCCCACACUCUGGUACGGCAGCCGCACACCAUCCUGCGCGUCGUGUCCUGGGUGUUCUCCAUCGUGGUGUUCGGCUCCAUCGUGAACGAGGGCUACCUCAACACCCCCUCGGAGGGCGAGGAGUUCUGCAUCUACAACCGCAACCCCAACGCCUGCAGCUACGGCGUGACCGUGGGCGUGCUCGCCUUCCUCACCUGCCUGCUGUACCUGGCCCUGGACGUGUACUUCCCACAGAUCAGCAGCGUGAAGGACCGCAAGAAAGCCGUCCUGUCCGACAUCGGGGUCUCGGCCUUCUGGGCCUUCCUCUGGUUCGUGGGCUUCUGCUACCUGGCCAACCAGUGGCAGGUCUCCAAGCCUAAGGACAACCCACUUAACGAAGGAACGGACGCAGCCCGGGCCGCCAUCGCCUUCUCCUUCUUCUCCAUCUUCACGUGGGCCAGGCUGUGCUGGCCUUCCAGCGGUACCAGAUUGGCGCCGACUCAGCCCUCUUCUCCCAGGACUACAUGGACCCCAGCCAGGACUCCAGCAUGCCUUAUGCCCCCUACGUGGAGCCCAGCGCCGGGCCAGACCCCACUGGCAUGGGUGGCACCUACCAGCAGCCGGCCAACUCCUUCGACACCGAGCCCCAGGGCUACCAGUCGCAGGGCUACUGAGCCGCAGUGGUCACUUCCUCCCCCUUUCUCCCCGCCCCCCGCCUGCCCCUGCCCCUGCCCCACCGUCCCCUGCCCCUCCCUCCACACCCUGCCCCCUGCUCCCUCCCAGGCUGUCCUGCCCAGCACCUCAUCAGCCUCCCAAUUGUUCUGCUGAGGUCCAGGGCAGCUUGGGAUGGGAGGGGGCAGUAAGGUAUUAUGGGGGGUGUCGACGUGUGUGUGGAAAUGUGUUCAGCAGGCGCCUGGGGUAUUUGCAUUCACUCAUUGUGUCAUCGAGCAUUCAUUGAGCACCUACUGUGUGUUCAGCCCAUGCUUGGCGUGCGCUUGGAAGAGCAGUGGUCUCUGAAAACGGGGAAGACGAGGUGUGGAGGAGGCCCUGUCGGUGGCAGAGGGGGGAACAGAGGGAAGGACAGACCGAGGUGAUGCGGGGAAGGUUUGGCCGCAGGGUAAGUGUGAACACCCGCAACCCUGGAGGCUGUCACUGCUAGGAGCAACGCAACAGCUCUGCUGGGAGUGCUGGGGCUGUCUCCUGUCUGUGGUUGUGGAAGCUGAGGCCUGGAGAAGUCAGCGCCACUCAUCCAGGGCUGCUCAGGCAGCCAGAGGUGGAAGCGGGGCCAAGCCCAGGCUGCCUGACUGCAGAGCACCUGCGGCCCCCCACCUCCAUCCUCCCGCAGCCCCCAGCCAGGGGCUCCACUGCUCAGUGCCCCCAUGACUCUGGGGGGCCUUGGGGACCUCAGCCCGGGAGCCACCCUGAUUCUACUGCAGGCUAGGGGCCCUUCUGCCCAGGGGACAGUGCUGCCUGCAGGCCCUCUGCCCAUUUCCCCACCGGCUGCUCCCAGGGUGGGAGUUCCCCUGCGUGCCUCACUGGGCUGUGUGUGUCCCUCUGGGGGCUCGGUACCGGCUUUGUGGCCUCUCAAAGGACUGACCGCUGUCCCUGUCCCUAGGAGAAGCUCGCUAAGACCCUGCCCAGGGCUAGGUGAUGAGGAGGCCCACAGGGGCAGCCGCUGGCCCGAGGUCCCAUGGGUGAGUGGCAGGGCUGGGCUGGCUGCCUGGGUUUCUUGGCCCCAACCACCCAGCAGGUGUCCCGAUUUCCUGCCUUUGUGACCUCCCAGGAAACAACUGCUCUGCGACACUGUCUCAUCUUUCCCUCUCUGGGGUCAGCCAGGGGCCUAGGGGCUCAAAUAGCUGUGGGAAUGGAAGGUCCUUCCCCCGGCCUCUCCCAAGGCCCACCGAGGGGCCAGUCUCCUUGUGAGAGGAGGAAAGGAGAGGACAAGGACUCGGGCCCCGCACGGCCAGCCUGGGAGCUGCCGCUGUGGCACAGGCCGCCCAGCGGCGAGCAGUGAGGGCCCUGGUGGGCUUGGGGAGGCCACAGGCUGUCGAGGAGAGGGUAGCAGGGGUCCCCAAGGGACAGGAAAGGCUAGGGGUCUGUUGCACAAGGUGGGCUCUUCAUUGAGCCUUGAGGCACAGGGAGGCCUUGAACAGUGGAGGUACGAGGAGGCCUGGGAUCCAGCGCCUCGGGUCACAGAGCGAGGGGGCUGUGGGCUGGCAAGGUGCUGGGCGUUCCCACCACUGGCUCCCCACAUCCCCACAGAACCCAAAGAGGCAGGUGAUAUGCAGCAGCGAUGGGGAGCCUGAGCUGUGGACCAGGAGCUGGCGGUCUGUCAGAGAUGAACACUCAGCCCGCAACUGGACCAGGGCUGCGCGGUGGGCUGAGGCCCCCCAGGAGGGUGCGGAGGAUGGCAGCAGUUGGUACAGCCGCAAGGGAAUGAGAAGGAAUUCCUAGGCAGAGAAGUAGCAUCACCGUCCCCACUCCACAGCAGGGGACACCGAGGCUCAGGGAGUUGGCGUUAGCAGUAGGGCGUGGGUGCGAACUCAGGUCUGUGCGAGUCCUCCUGAGGGGCAGCAGUGAGGGGAGAGGACCCCCGAGAGCUGAGCAGCAGCCGGUUGGGGCUGACUUCAGUGUUCCCCAUCUGAGGAAGGGCUCUGCCCCCCGGGCGGUCCGAGUGGUGGUUUCUGCCUGGCAGUACCAGACCAGAGUUGGCGGAACAGGUAAGGGGGUGGGUGGGCAGGUACGGAUGUGUUUCCGGCAGAAGUUCAGUGCAUAAGUGCUUCCCCUCCCCACCAACAACCUCCCCUGCUAAUGGACACUAGGGGACCCUGGGGGAUGCCCAUCUGUUGUCCCCGAGCACCAACCAGCUCUGCCGGCGUGGCGCUGGAGGGCAGGGUGCAUUUAAGCUGCGCCCAGUCUCUGGGUGUUUAUUGCAGACUCUCCCUGCUACUCCACACUGGGAAGGUUUAUGAGACCCCCACCGGGAGUUGGGGUCACUGAACCAUCUCAACGUUCCUCGCUCGUCCUGGGGCGCAGCCCAAACAUCCCACCGUCCGGUGGAGGCCAGCCUGUGGUUGCACUGAGAAACAGGGCGAGAGAUGUUGGAGGGCAGCGUGUGGGAGAGACCCACAGCCCCUGACCCCCUCUGGGAUGUUGGCAGGGAAGCCCUGUUGUGUCUUGGCUGAGGACACCCUGGAGGGCCCAGCAUCCUGACCUUGCAGUUUAGGUCUCUUCCUCCCAUCAAGCGCAAGAGACAGCUCAGGAAAACUGGAUUCCACACAAGUUUAGAGCUGCAAGGACCCUUAAGAGACAGAAGAGUCUGGGCCAGGAAGACAGUGACUUGCCCAAAUCAAGCACAGAGCUAGAGGUUCCGGAUCCAGGUCUCCUGCCUCUGAGUUGACAUCCCACGGAGUCACAGGCUGCCUGCCUGGGUGUGGCUCUAGGUCCACCCUGGGUGUAACAAUUAAGGGACUAAUCCCCAGGAGAUUGGCAUUUGCUCCCCCGCCCAACCUUUCCUAGUCAUUCUUGAUCUUCCAAGACUUUCGGGGUCCCAGGCUUCCCCCAUGUAACCAAGAGCCCCCACUUGUUACCCCAUGGGGAGCCCCCAACCUUGGCCCAAGAUCCCUUCUAAUUUUCUAAGGAGCACGAAGGGGGACAUCCCUCCCCAGAGUUUGUAGGAGGAUGGGCUGGUCCAGCCGUCUCCCAGCGCUGCCCCUUGACGUGAUACCCCCAUCCUCUGGUGCCCACAGCCCUUGUCCGGGUCCCCCGGCCCCUCCCGCAGCGUUACUGCCUGUGUAUAGUAUAAAUAUAUAUAUUUUCUAUAUAUAAGAUGUAUAAUAUAAGGCUCCACAAAUAUAACUGUGUGCGUGUGUGCGGUGAAUGGUGGUCCCCAUCCUGGGCCCCUACUCUGGACUCCCCCACCACCUGGUUAAGCCUCUCAAGAAUGAAUACAGUCGCCCCGUGACAACCCCCUUUAUGACAUCCGUCCAUUUGUGGUGAACCAAGUAAAGGUGGUGACUUCUGGUGACAGUAAUAAAGUGAAGACUCAAAACCC